UUUAUCAUAAUUCUUUAUUCAAUUUCAUCACAUCUACCAAUAUAGCUGUCUCUCUUUAACCUCCAAAAUAACAAAAGUAAGAGAGAGACAGAAAAUUAUUGUGUUUACAUUUAUUUUACGUUUUAUUUUAUAUCAAUGUAGUACAUAGAUAGCUAAACAGUUGGUUAUUUGUGAAAAAUUUAUUGUGAAUAAAACAAACAUGGCGCUGACAGAUGUGAAACAAAAUUAUGGCGAAUUUUUUGGCGGGAAGGAACCCGUCGAAUUAAUAUUUGAAGAUGAACAGUGUGUGGUGUUCGAUGAGAAAUUGAACAAACAGGCGCCCGUACAUUUCCUGGUGGUACCUAAGAAGGUGAUUCCGACGUUAAUGGAGGUGUCCGCGUCGGCUGAAGACGAAAAGACUUUAGGCCACAUGUUAUUAGUAGCGAAGGAGAUUGCUUUAUCUAGAGGUCUGGACAGGACCGGUUAUCACGUCAUGGUCGAUGAGCAGCAUAAUACUAAAACUUUGAAAUCUUUACACGUUUUUGGAAGAGCACUCCAUCACAUGCUGUGGCCUGUUGGGCCUGGAUGUAGAUUAUAGACAGUACUUGUUUAGGAUACAUUGUAAAUACUAGGAUUAAGUUAUAAUAUUACCUAGAUAUUAAUUAUCUUAGAUUUAUUAUACUUGUUACGAAGUGACUUGUGCUAAUAAGUGAGUCUGAUGUACAUGCUGUUGUUUAAGACUUGUAUGUUUCUGAAUGAGUGAU
This is a messenger RNA of Spodoptera frugiperda (fall armyworm), 743 nucleotides long. RefSeq names its product adenosine 5'-monophosphoramidase HINT2-like. NCBI's taxonomy places the organism in Eukaryota, Metazoa, Arthropoda, Insecta, Lepidoptera, Noctuidae. Gene Ontology annotation, molecular function: hydrolase activity. Bases 200 to 577 code for a protein of 125 amino acids. Gene Ontology annotation, cellular component: cytoplasm. The record is from RefSeq and is a predicted model, not a curated record. The transcript has 4 exons.